Aspergillus saccharolyticus JOP 1030-1 is the source of this 1921-nucleotide messenger RNA. RefSeq names its product putative cell surface receptor/MFS transporter (FLVCR). Gene Ontology annotation, molecular function: transmembrane transporter activity. Gene Ontology annotation, cellular component: membrane. Bases 204 to 1679 code for a protein of 491 amino acids. Gene Ontology annotation, biological process: transmembrane transport. The transcript is spliced from 4 exons. The record is from RefSeq and is a predicted model, not a curated record. Lineage: Eukaryota; Fungi; Ascomycota; Eurotiomycetes; Eurotiales; Aspergillaceae.
GGGUGCUACUGUGCCGCAGAGGAGGUGCAAAUCACAAGCAACCGAGCGCACGAGUUGAAUAACACUAUCCCCAACCAUGAGCCUAUCAGCAGUAGUAGUUGUCACUACUAACUGAUAUGCCCCCCUCCCCCAGAUUCUUGCCCACUGCACUUCCCCUCAUUUUGCUUUUCACUCAUUCAACCAAUACCUAGCUUCUGGUCAUCAUGGCCACGAGGAAUCAGGUUGAAUCUGGGAUGGAUGCGCUCCCUCCAUCGGGACCGGUCUACAAGGUCUACAAGCGACGAUUCUGGGGGUUGAGCCAGCUGGUCCUAUUGAACAUCGUCGUGAGUUGGGAUUGGUUGACCUUUUCCUCCAUAUCAACCACCGCAGCCGAGCACUUCAAGGUCUCCGAAAGCGCCAUCAACUGGAUGAGUACUGGCUAUCUCUUCGCCUUUUGCGCCGCCAGCCCCAUCGUCAUCGUCACGCUCAACAAAGGUGGGCCGAAGCCCGCUAUCAUCAUCACCUCCUCGCUGCUGCUGGUCGGCAAUUGGAUCCGAUAUGCGGGCACGCGAGCUCGCGGGGGCAUCUUCGGGGUGACUAUGUUCGGCCAGAUCCUGAUCGGCCUGGCGCAACCGUUCUGUCUCAGUGCACCGACGCGGUACAGCGACCUCUGGUUCUCUGGUCAGGGACGCACGAGUGCGACGGCCGUGGCGACGCUGGCCAACCCGCUCGGCGCAGCGCUAGGGCAACUGGUUGACUCGUUCUGGGCCAGCGAGCCUGACGACGUCCCCAGCAUGGUGCUAUACAUCUCGAUCAUCGCAACAGUCGCCUCUCUCCCCUCGUUCUUCCUCCCCUCCGCACCACCAACCCCACCCAGCGCCUCCUCAGCCAGCCACAUCAACACAAGCGAACCAACGCCUCUUCGCCCAACCAUCGCGCAGCUCCUCCGCACGGCGGAGUUUUACCUCAUCCUGCUCCCCUUCUCCAUCUACGUGGGCUUCUUCAACAGCGUCUCCUCCCUCCUAAACCAGAUCCUCUCGCCGUACGGGGCCAGCGAAACCGAAGCCGGCAUCGCCGGGGGCAUCCUGAUCGUAGUGGGCCUGCUAUUCUCGGCGCUGAUCGCCCCGCUCACGGACCGGUACAAGCACUACCUGGCGACGAUCCGCCUCCUGGUGCCCAUCGUCGCCGCCUCGUACAUCGCGCUGGUGUUUGCCCCCGCCAGCGCCGCGGGCAUCGGCGCCACCUACGCCGUGUGCGCCAUCCUGGGCGCCUCCUCGUUCGCCCUGCUGCCCGUCGUCCUAGAGUUCCUCGUCGAGAUCACCUACCCGUUCUCCCCGGAGGUCGGGAGCACCCUCUGCUGGACGGGCGGCCAGCUCCUGGGCGCCGUCUUCAUCCUCGUGCAGGACGCCCUGAAGGCCGGCAGCCACGCGACCCCGCCGGAUAACAUGCGGACCGCUCUGGUCUUCUCUGCCGUCGUGGCGGCCGUGGCGGCCCCGUUGCCGGUGUGCAUUGGCUUGUUCGGAAGGGCUGUCCGCCGCAGGCGCUUGGAUGUGGACCGUGGGGUGAAUCUCGGCGAGGAGGUGGUCGUGGACGAUGAGACUGUGGACGACGCGGUCCGUCCCGACGAGAAUGCCGCAGGGAGUGGUGAGGGGGAGAAAGGAAAGUCGAGGCAUAAGUCGUCGGUCUCUUCGAAGCAGUAGACGUCACAGAACUAGGUAAAGGGGUUGUGUGCAUGCCUUUGGCUCGGCCUGCAUGUGGUCUUGGUCUGGAUUUGCAAUGCCAGUCACCAGCAACAUGUACGAGGGCACUGGAUGGAUAUAGGACGCGUGAUGAUUAGAUGACUGAUACCUGUUGACUUUGAAACUCGAGUCUAGUUUAUCAAUUUGCGUUAGUUAGUGUAUAGUUGCUUCGCUACUUCCAAUACAGCACAGGCAUCAGAAGC